Talpa occidentalis (Iberian mole) is the source of this 4347-nucleotide messenger RNA. It is a transcript of the gene KCNK6, whose product is annotated as potassium two pore domain channel subfamily K member 6. Gene Ontology annotation, molecular function: potassium ion leak channel activity. The record is from RefSeq and is a predicted model, not a curated record. The transcript is spliced from 3 exons. The coding region runs from base 56 to 976 and encodes 306 amino acids. NCBI's taxonomy places the organism in Eukaryota, Metazoa, Chordata, Mammalia, Eulipotyphla, Talpidae. Gene Ontology annotation, cellular component: membrane. Gene Ontology annotation, biological process: stabilization of membrane potential; potassium ion transmembrane transport.
GGGCCACGUCACCGGGCGGCCGGGGGCUGUCGGGGAGCGGGUGGCGGCGGGCGCCAUGCGGCGGGGCGCGCUCCUGGCGGGCGCCCUGGCCGGGUACGCCGCGUACCUGGUGCUGGGCGCGCUGCUGGUGGCGCGGCUGGAGGCGCCCCAAGAAGCUCGACUUCGAGCCGAGCUGGAGAAACUGCGGGAGCAGCUGCUGCAGAGCAGCCCGUGCGUGCCCCCCGCGGCCCUGGACCACUUCGUGGAGCAGAUGCUGGCGGCCGGACGGCUGGGGCGCGCCGCGCUCAGCAACUCUUCGGACCCGACCUGGGACUUUGCCUCGGCCCUCUUCUUCGCCAGCACGCUGGUCACCACCGUGGGCUAUGGGUACACGACGCCGCUGACGGACUCCGGCAAGGCCUUUUCCAUCGCCUUCGCGCUCCUGGGCGUGCCCGUCACCAUGCUGCUGCUGACCGCCUCGGCCCAGCGCCUGUCGCUGCUGCUGACCCACGCGCCCCUGUCCUGGCUGAGCAAGCGCUGGGGCUGGGACCCCCGGCGGGCGGCCCGCUGGCACCUGGUGGUCCUGUUGGUGGUCAUUGGGACCGUCUGCUUCGUGGUGCCGGCUGCCAUCUUUGCCUACCUUGAGGAGGCCUGGAGCUACCUGGACGCCUUCUACUUCUGCUUCAUCUCCCUGUCCACCAUCGGCCUAGGGGACUAUGUGCCGGGGGAGGCCCCCGGCCAGGCCUACCGGGCCCUCUACAAGGUGCUGGUCACAGUCUACCUCUUCCUGGGCCUGGUCGCCAUGGUGCUGGUGCUGCAGACUUUCCGCCAUAUGUCCGACCUUCACGGCCUCACCGAGCUCAUCCUGCUGCCCCACCCGUGCCCUGCCAGCUCCCGCGAGGACGAGGAUCGGGCAGACAUUCUGGGCCCCCAGCCAGAGCCGCACCAGCAGCUCACGGCCAGCUCCCACACCGACUACGCCUCCAUCCCCAGGUAGCCGGGGCAGGUGCUGCGAGGCUGGGUGCACCUGGCCUGUGCAGAGGGACCCCAGGACUGGAGCUGGAAUCCUCGAGCAUGCAGGGGUGCGUGCUGGAGGUUGGGAGCCACUGCUGCCGCCCGGCCGGCCUUUGUUUUAUGUGUCCAGGCUCCACUGGGCACCAAGUUGCCCUCUCAUCUCCCCCACUCUAUGGCUCUCUGGCUUUCUCACCAUCUCGUUUCUCGUCCCGUUACUCCCCGAUCCGCCUCUCUCGCUCAGCCUCUCAACGCCGGCCAGGCUCUCUGCUCAGGCCUCCUUUUGAGCAUUGGAUCAGUCACCACACCUUGGCAAGUGAUUGGCCUCUUGGAGCCCUGAUCUCCUUGUCUGUCCUGUGGAAAGAACGUAUCCACUCAUCCCAAACUUCUUUGUGCCAGCCCCAGUGCUGGGUAGUGUGUGGGACAAAGUAGCAGUCAACAUGGCUGGGGCUCUGCUCUCGGGCCUCAAAGUCCAGUGAGGUGUAGACCUGUCCCCAGUGGUGACAACCCAGACCAGGCGCAAUGUUAACAGAAGAGGCACAGUGAUUAGGAGUGUGAUGGAGAACGUGCUGCCUGGAAAGUCAGGGAGGGCUUCCUGGAAGAAGGAACAAUAGCACUCGGCCCCAAAAUAAGAAGUAAGUCUAAGAUAAAGGUGGAUUUGUCUCAUUUUGUUCUUAGGUGUUUCUGGGGAGUAAUACCUGUCCAGAGAGCUCUGGAUAGUCCUGGGUGGUAAGAUCUUCCUUGGCUCUGCACAGCUCAGAAGGUGCUGCUCUCAGCUGCAACACCACUCUGACAGCUGUGUCCGUUUUCCGUGAGCCAAUUGCAUGAGAUACACUGGACUCUGGGUCCAGCCUGCUGGGACUCAAAUCCUGAUUCAGCCACGUCCUGCCCGUGUCCUCAGAAGUCACUUCAUCUCUGUGAUCCUCAGAUUCACAUCUGUAAGAUGGCGAUAAUAAUCCUACCUACUUCAAAAGAUUUCUCUGGGUAUUUACCUGAAAAACACAGAAACACUAAUUUGAAGAAAUAUAUACAUCCUCAUGUUUAUUGAAGCACUGAUUACAAUAGCCCAGAGCUGGGAACGACUUAACAGUUCAUCGGUUGAUGAAUGGGUAAAGAAGAGGUGGUGUGCAGCCACCGUGGAAUCCUAUUAAGCUAUAAAAAGACAAAAUCCUGUCAUUGGCUACAACACAGAUGGACCUAGCAAGCAUGAGGUUUAGUGAAAUAAGCUUGACAGAACGAAAAGCACCGUAUUACUUCACGCCUAUGUCAGAGAAAACAGAUGAACUGAAUAAAACAAAAAUAAACUUUUGGACUAUUUAAAAAAUGAUUUCUCAAGCCUGCCAUGUUACUCUAUGGCCAGGCCCUGUUCUGAGUAUUUACAAAUGAUAGUACCAACAUCCACUUUCUCCACAGGCGAGGAAACUGAAGCACAGGUAGGGGGAGAUCCCUCGCUUUGACACAGAGCUAGGAGGUGAUUGACUUUCUGUUCGUCCUGCCAAGUUUUCCCUCUCCCAAGAUGGUUCAUCAGUAAUACUGAUGGGCUUUUUACUGCUAAAAGCCCGUCCACUGAGCCAUUGGAGGUGACAGAAGGGAUGGGACAUGUAAGCCAGGCCUUGAUGGACAAAUAGCAAGGACAGGAGGCAUUGUGAGCAGAAGGAAUUGGGUGUGCAAAGGCCUGGAGGCAGGAAAGCAUGUCAGACAUCAGUGUGGGGCAGGCAGUUAACUGACAAGUAUGGAGUGAAUGGGGGAAGGAGGGUGGAACUAUGGGCAUGGGCCCAUCCUGAGUGGCCUAAAAUGACCAAAUUUUUUUUAAAGAUUUAUUUAUUUAUGCAUACAAGAACUGGGGUGUAAGCCAGAGGUAUGGGGGGGCGAGUGAGAGGAUUCACCAGAGACAGGGUGGGAAGCAGAACAUACAAAUCAACUGGAAUACACUGCUGAGGGGAGCAGCGGGCGAGACAGGAGAGGUCUGCUGCGCCACGUGGGUUGUUCCCUGGCCAGGGAUCGAACUCGUGCCAUAGAGGCUGAUGAUAGCUUGAUAGCACUGUGUUUAACCACUGUGCCACCAGGGAGGCCCUAAAUGACCAAAUUUGCAUAUUUGGUCUCUCUCUUGAGGGCACUAGAGAGCCAGAGUAGGUAGGCUGUUGAACAGCAGAAGACCAAGGCUGGAUUUGGGCUGCUGUGUAGAGUUUAUAGAGGUCGGCCAGAGGGGACACUGAGGCCGGUGAAAGGGAAACGCUGGAAUGGACACAAAGCUGAAGGGGGCAGGGGUGAGGCGGGCAGGGCCAAGGGAUGGAAGGAGGUCCUUGUGUUCAUGAACCACUGGUCUUACAGACUUGGGAGGCCCAGCCAGGAAAAGGCCCAAGGGGUGGCCACUGCAGACUGAGGUGUGAAGGGAGACAUUGAGGUUAGGUGGUGUGAGGGGCUAAAGGCACACCCGGGAGAAGGUAUAGGGAAGUCACAGGACACCCAGGACAGGAGCUCAGGGGUGGGCAAGGCAGGAGACAGGUGAGGGGCCAAGAACACGAGUGGCAGCCCUGGGAGGAAUGAAGAAAAGACCAGUCUUGAGAAAUCAGCAUUCGGGUAUUUGUGUAUUGAUAUCAAUAAGGAAAAGAUUUUGGCUUCAAGUGACAACUUCCUGAGAGGCACUGACAGAAAUGACGUCAUGUUUGUAUAUGGCACAGCACCGGAUUUGGGGGAAGAUCCCAGAAGGACAUGAUCCACAGCUCCGAGAGGGCUGUCUGGCCCCAGGUACCCUAGCUCUGCUUUGCCACCCUCUACGAAUUGUUUGGUUCCCAUGUGGCCUCCCCUCGUGGCCCCAAAGUGUCUGCCACAUGGUCCACGUGUCAUAAUUAGACAAUAAAUUUUAGCGCCAGAACAGGGAGGCAUUUUUUCCCGUGUUACCUUUUCCAAAGCAAGAAAACCCUUUCCCACGGUUAGCCAAUCACAGGCCACAGUGAUGUGUCUACGCCAAUGAGUCGCAUUUCUCAGGGUGCUCCCCGCCCCCCAGAACUGAGGCUGGGGCGGAGGUUUUGGUUUAGAAUCUGGUGAGUGCUUGAGCAGAACUGGGCUUCUGUUGGAAGGGCAGAGCUUGGGAGAAUGGAUGGCCAUUGACUGAUUAAUCAGCCAGAAUCAUCCAGAACAACGAUGUAGGUUGGAGCCUAAGGAAAGGAUGCCUGGCUGAGACUGUCUAGGUAAGAGAAUUGGCAAGCUGGUAAAAUAAAAGUUGUCCCAAAUUCUGUUUGAACAGGUGGAUUAAACCAUGGACUGGUGAGGGCCUCCCCUGGUGGUGCAGUGGUUGAGCGCUGGGCUGCGAAGCUGCCCACAGCCUCUGCAGCGCCGGUUCAAUCCCCGGCCACC